Molecule: messenger RNA, 1103 nt
Organism: Arvicola amphibius (Eurasian water vole)
Lineage: Eukaryota; Metazoa; Chordata; Mammalia; Rodentia; Cricetidae
Gene: Zdhhc12
Product: zinc finger DHHC-type palmitoyltransferase 12
Exons: 5
Coding region: 33-830 (265 amino acids)
Biological process (GO): peptidyl-L-cysteine S-palmitoylation; protein targeting to membrane
Cellular component (GO): Golgi apparatus; endoplasmic reticulum
Molecular function (GO): protein-cysteine S-palmitoyltransferase activity
Source: RefSeq, a predicted model, not a curated record
CUUCCGGGUGGGUUGGAACAGGGGCCAAGGCCAUGGCUCUCUGGGCGCUGCUCAGCCCUGGGGUUCUGGUUCGGACUGGGCACACCGUGCUGACCUGGGGAAUCACGCUGGUGCUCUUCCUGCACGACACCGAGCUCCGCCAGUGGGAAGAGCAAGGGGAGCUGUUCCUGCCCCUCACCUUCCUGCUCCUGGUUCUGGGCUCCCUGCUGCUCUACCUGGCUGUAUCACUCAUGGACCCGGGAUAUGUGGCUACUCAACCUCAGGAGGAGCUCAAGGAGGAACAGACAGCCAUGGUUCCUCAGGCUAUCCCACUCCGGCGGUGCAGAUACUGCCUAGUGCUGCAACCCCUGCGAGCCCGCCACUGUCGGGACUGCCGCCGCUGUGUUCGCCGCUAUGACCACCACUGUCCCUGGAUGGAGAACUGCGUAGGUGAACGCAACCACCCCCUCUUUGUGGCUUACCUGGCGCUGCAGCUAGUGGUUCUCCUCUGGGGCCUGUGCCUGGCAUGGUCCGGCCUCCGAUUCUUCAGGCCCUGGGGACUGUGGCUACGGUCUACCGGGCUCCUGUUUACCACCUUCCUGCUGCUUGCUUUCUUCUCAUUGGUGGUCAGCCUGCUGCUGGCCUCACACCUCUACCUGGUGGCCAGCAAUACUACUACCUGGGAGUUCAUAUCCUCUCACCGAAUCGCCUACCUCCGUCAGCGCACCAGCAACCCCUUUGACCGAGGUCUGACUCGAAACCUGGCCCACUUUUUCUGUGGGUGGCCCUCUGGACCCUGGGAGACCCUCUGGGCUGAAGAAGAGGAGGAAGGCAGCAGCCAGGCUGUCUAGGGCUGCUGGAGAGAAGGCUGCCAUUGGUGCCUAAAAACCAGAGGCUGUGCCACUAGGGGGUCAGCCCAGUUAGCCUGAGCUCUUUACUCCGUCCCGGGGCUCCCACCCUCAGCAUAUAUAACCCCCACACAAGGAAGAGGACAUGAGUGAGGGGGGAGGGUGCUAGACACCAAGAGAACCCAGACUCCACGACCCCUGGCCAGGCUACCUCAAAUGUACAGUUUUAUUAAUUUAAUACUCUAUAAAGGCAAGUAUUAAAAAGACAAACCGUCC